AUGGCUACUAGAAAUCUAACGGAGAUUUAUAUCAAUCUUCGCACUGAAAUUAGUCGUUUCAAGGCCUAUUCACUCGGUGACUCCGUACGUAGUGAUAGCCCUGGGGUACUGUACUGACAUAUACUGCCACAAAACAUACACUGUUUGUUUUAUGUCGUACCAGAUGGAGAACUUUCCUGAUGAUGAUUUGUUUUGAUUUAAUUUAACCAGGACGAUGACACAGUAGCACUCGUUCGAAGAACAAGCGAUCUCGAACUUGGCGUUCAAACGGGAGGAAUAAGCUCCUUACCUCCGCAAUGGUGGGUAUGAUUUCUUGGUAAUCGUCUAAUUUAGAGUGUGAGGAUGAUGUUUUUUCUAAAAUAAAAUUAACUUCUGAAAUAGAAAUUUGUUUGUCAAUAUAGCUAUAUUCAAGAUACGAGACUGUAUGAUCUAGUAACCUAUGAUUAAAUGCACGUAUGUUAAAAUACAAUGCAUGGAUUAUUAUUUUUGAUUAAAAAGUUAGUCUUUGAAUGAUGAAAACUUCUGCAUCGCUUAAGCCUUGUUUCCCACAAUCGUUUUUUAUUAAGCCAAAGUUCUAAAAUAUUGAAUGGCAAAACCACAGCUACUUUCAACUAUUGUUUAUCAGGAAAUGAACAAAAAACAAACACAAAAAAACAAGCCAAUAAUUAUGUUCUUAGCUGCUGUGUAUGUAAACUUUCGUUUUGAUUUGUGUUAGAUUAUGGGAAUGAAUCUGAGACAGGGACCAUAAAAUUGGCUGGCUUGAAAUUUUUCGGUUCAAAGACAGUUUUCCAACUUAGAUUUGUCUUUUGCUCAGUAGAUAUUCCAAAGCAUUCUAAUUCACUUCUUUUAAUUUUCCAGGGUUGAUGUUGUGGAAGAGGUAGGUAUAAGCUAUAGUUUCACAAGUUUUUAACUCGCCCAAAAAUUUACAGUAGAACCCGGGUAACUCGAACUCUGAAGAGAAACAAAAAACAGUUCAAGUUAGCGGGGGUUCAAGUUAUAGGGAUCUACUGAAUUGUCAAUCUUCUGUGUAAAUAUUGCUAGUUUACUGAUAUUUCAGCACUUCAGUAUACAGCAGAGUGGAAAUUAAAUUUAUAUCAUUAGAAAUUGUGACACAUCUAGACUAUACAGAAAUAUUUUACUGCAUGAAAAAAAUAAGUUAACCAGAACAGACAGCAAACAGCUUAUAAGAGAAAACAACCCUCAAAACCUAUCACGAUACACGGGCCUUAUUCAACCGAGACUGUUAGUAAAUAUGAUCAAUAAACAGUAAUCUAUUAUUUAUAGUCAACAUAAAAUGCAUUGUGGCACAAGAUAAAAGUAUUUAUACAUUUCAAGAUUCUUUCCUUUUAUUUUGUCACGUUUCUUCAACUUAUUAAAAAACGAAUUACACAUGUAGUUUGUUUGCAUUUUGUGACCUUGAAAAGUUUAAAGAUUACUCACAUCCAUUAGCGCGUACAUCAAAAAAUGUAAAUAGAUCAAUGGUCGAUAACAGAUUUUUUACCAUAAUAUGAGUUUGGUUCAAAGUACUGAAGAACACAAACUUAAAAUUGUUUUUUGCUUAAAAGCGAUUCAUCUUGAAACUCAAUAAUUGACAUUUUUAUAGUGAAAACCCUAUGCAUACUUUACCUUCUCACUCUUACAGUGUACGUAUACAGAACACCUUCAGUAAAAUACGAGUUGUGUAUAAUCAGUGUCAUGUGUGAGUGAAAUUAAUUUAUAUGGUAUUUUUUAAAGGUCCCAUUUUCAAUGGCUUUUAGUUUACACCUCAAUGAAAGUUAUGUCUGUUAAAGCAAGCUGUGAACUUUCAAAGUUUAUUGAAACUCGCUAAUGCUAACAUCAAACGAGCUUGUUGAACAGGGCGCAGAGACACAGAAAUUAGGAGAAGCAUAACACUUGAUCAUGCACAAAUUUAAUGAUGCAGUUACAAACAAAAGCAAAAACUCUGGGCCACAUUAAGAACAAUACUGUAAGCUCUAGUAUGCUAAGUCACCAAACCUUGUACCCAACUUGUAGUAACUUGCCUCAGUACUUUAUUUCUCUCAAAUUAGUACACCUGUACUUAAAGCUCCUGGUGAAGCUUUGUAUUCUGGAAGCUUUGUUGCUCAUUUGCCCUCUUGCUAAUAAGGCUAUGAGAUGAACUUGUGUGCAAAUUUCUCAAAGUUCCUGUUUUGGCUGGACAAGUAUUCUUCAUCCUAAUCUGAAAUUUAGACCUCCAAAAAGACAUGUGUUAUGUUAAACAGAAAUAAAUAAAUCUUUAAACAGACUCUUUGAAGAUGGACAAACAUGUUUUAUGGAUCAAGCAAUGCCCUCUGGGUUACUAGGUUGAUAAUUAAAAGUGUUCAUUUUUUAAUGUAGGAGACCGAAAAAAUCCAAAAUCAAAUUUAUGAACUGGGCAAGCCUUGAGGCAGCCCAGUUAAAAAUUUAAUGGGAUGGCAUUUGUGGUAAGUUGCAAGAACCAGAAUUUGAGUCAUCAAUGUAAAUUUUGAUGAAGGAAAACAAGUAUUAUUAUUUUUAGUUCGAGUUAGCGGGGAAUUUGAGUUACCCAAGUAAAAGUGACUGAAGAGUUGGGUCAAAUCCAAGGGAAGUGAGACUGGAGUUAGCAGGGAACAUGAGUUAUCCAAGUUCAAGUUACCAGGGUCCUACUGUAUAUUUUUAAUUUUUAUUUCCUCUUGUAGAGUGUCAAGGUUUGAAUUUAUCAAUUCCUUUCUUCUUUUUUACGUAGAUUCAAUAUGAAAUUACAAGGAUAAAGCAAAGAAGUAAGUUUAAGCUUAGUUUAAAUUGCUCUAGGCAGUAUAUUAGAUUCUAUAUCAGGGUUUUCAUCAAGAAUUCUGGUAGCAGGAGAAACGUGUAACAUUACAGGAGAAUAUUUUAAAAGAGGCUCCUCAUAUAAAUAAAAAUAGUCGUAACAGGGUUGUCAAAAGUAGUCAGCUGCCGUCGAAAAAUAUCGCCGCCUUCUUGGUUAGUAUCGGCCGGCUACUCUUCUUAGCAUUUCUUUACAAAUGGCAUUUUUAAAUAACAUAACUCUGGACUGGCCGCUUACUUCAACAACUCAGCCGUCUACUUCAAAACUUUCUAACAACCCUGUAUAGGCUACCGAACAUUAGCUGGAGAAUUUUGUGUAGUAAACUGAGAAUUCCCCAAUCUCUGAUGCCUAAUGAUCACCCUGCUAUGUGUUUGUUUUUAACAGUUUGUUUUCUGAUGUGUCAUCACUUUUAUAGUGUUACAGCUAUGAGAAUUUUGAAAUAUUCCUCCAAACUGUUACUGAUUUUUUUUUAUUUUUAUGGUAAUUACUUGAGUAUCGAAAAUGUUCUAAUAGGAGAAAAAGGGAAAAGGUUAUUGAAGAUUGGAAUCAUUUUUUUUAGUGCAAGAGUUGUCAACUCUUCAUGAUCGACACCUGAACAGACCAACGCUUGAUGACAGUGUGGAUGAAGAACAGACAAUAGAAAUAACCACGAAAGAAAUCACUCAGGUUUGUACUUCAGCCUUAUGCUAAUGAAUACUGUUUUUAGACAGGUGCAAUUAAGGAAGAGAGGAGGUUUUCCUGGGGUGUACUCCCUAUAAUGCCAUUUAUGACGAGGCUCCACCCCAAAGGGCGGGGAUUUCACUGGUGGAAGUAUAUAAAAGGGCAGGAACAUUUAUCAUUUUGAUCUGUUAAAGGACCCAGUAGGGCUAACAGAUGCAUUUAUGGCUGUGAAAAAGUCAAGAAAACUUUCUAGUUUUGUGAUUUAUUCAUAUUUAAAGUUAGUGCAUUUUAGCCUAUAGAAGGGAUCAGAGUUCUAAAUUAGGUUUGUAAAGGGAGUACCAUCUCUCAAUAGAAAUUUUGUGAAAGGGAUACCUUUUUUUGUCAGAAAUGGUAUGUAAAAGGGAAGCAGGUUGGACCUUGGUGUGGGACUUCUUGGUAUAUAUUCCCGUAUAUAAUUAUGUAACUUUGUUGAGUUCCCGAUUCAGGGGACAGUAUGUAGUAUUACUCUUGGCUGCACCAUGCUAUGGAAACGUUGAUGAAAUUUAGACAGUUGGCUUAUUCAACAAAAUUAUAUUUAACUUUUCGCUCCUACUAACAGCCAAUGUAAACAAAUUGACAAAAAUUCCGAAAAAAAUUUUUUUGUAAGGAAUUAUAAUAGCAACAUGCAAAUGUCAUACCAGAGAGGUUUUAGAGAAUUACUUGACAUCUGAUUGCCAUACAAACACUUUCAGUAAUUUCUCUUGCAUUUACCUUACUGACUAAAAAACUGAAAACCACAUGAUUUGCAUUUCUUUUAUUGUUAGAUGUUCCAUCAGUGUCAAGGUUCCAUUCAAAGAAUAGGGAGGCAAAGUAGAGGCACUUCAAAGCAAGAACAACGUCUUCUCAAAAAUGUCAUGUCAUCACUAGCUGUCAGUCUACAGGAUCUGUCCCUGAACUUCAGGAGAGGACAGUCAUCAUAUUUGAAAAGUGAGUAUUGCAGAUGUCACUGGGUUUGGUUAUUUUGUGGUUUAGUGCACCCUAGAACCCGAAAUUCUUAUUACCCUUGGUUGCAUCUAAGCAUGGACAUGAGACCAAAAAACAUGUUCUAAUAGGGUGCCAGACAUGACCUGUUUUGCCACCAAACAUUUGAAGUGUGACAGCUGUUAAAGCAAACUGUCGCCCCACAGGUUAAGUUGUUUACAUGUUUUUGAUCAGCACGUUCCUUUCAUCUUUUAUUUUUCUCAAGUUUCAUUAAUAUUUCUUGCUCAGAAACAGCACACUUGCUUUUAAGAAUUAUUCUUUGGAGAUUUGCAACUCUCUAAAUUCGAUAAACAGCUACCUACUUUACACGUGAACAUUAGUCCAAUGUCACCCCAAACUUCAACAGUUUGGCGGCGAAACGUGUCUUGUUUUCAUCCGAUUAGAACAUGUUUGUAUACUAUUGCUACCCUAAAAUAAGGACUCCUUAUGUUUACUGUUCCCUUUCACAACAAGAAUUUGCCUAAAGUGAGAGUUUAGUGAGAGUGAGAGUAUAGUGUGUAUACUGUAGUGAGAGCUUGACAUGAUUUUUGUAGCAAGAAAUACAAUGUAAAUGACAGUGUUACUCUGGAUUAUUUCAUCAUUACAGUGUGUUUAAUAAUACUGUUCCAGUUUUAAAAAAAACAUUAUGGAAAGUUGAGACCUUCAACUCUUUUGUACUGGCCUCCAGUUUGGAAUUCAAAAUGUACUGUUGCAUUUCUGCAUAACUUCCAUCAUCAUCCAUUAUUGUGUUGUUCCAGAAAAUAUUCAUACUCCCCGCAAGGAUGUAUUUUGGUUUAAAUGCCCCCACCCCUCUGGAAAUUUCAGUUUAGUUUCAUACCUUCCUUUAAAAAAUAUUUUAGCCUUUAAGACCCCCCUCCCCUUUGCAAUUUCCAGUGACCAUCCUUGGGGUGGGUAUGGAUAUUUUCUUGAACCACACAUUUUAAGGUUGACACACUGAUUCAUUUAGAUACGUGCUGGUAACGCUUUAGCGAAUUUCCCUUUUUAGGACUGAAGAAUCGAGAAGAGAGGGAAAGACAGUAUUUUGACACUGGUCUUCCAGCUACCAGCAGUGCACUCAUGAAUGAAGAUGUUGUUGAGGAUGAUGAACUUUAUGAUAGAGUGAGUGAUCUUCUUCAUUUAACCAACCACACACAGCUGUAGUGCCAAAUGAUCUCAAUUCAGUCAUGCGCAAGUUGCAAUGUCUCAUUAGAGCUGUCAGUUGAUGGUUAUAAUAAUGUUUACAAUAUUUUGAGCUGGCAUGAAUAAUAUUUUGUGAGCGCUGUUGAAGCUCUUGUGAGCAAACAUCCCUGGGAAUUGGAUGAGGGAAUCAUUCUUGCAUACAGCCUAUUGCAUUACAAAGGAUAAGAAAGUACAUCUACAUAUGCAACUUAAUUGUCUUUGACUGCUGAUAAAAAUACUAACUAAGACAUUAAUUAAAUGGGAGUGUAAAUGGUGUUUUGUAAACUAUGGUAGCUGUAAGUAGGGAUGUCUACUUACAGGAGCUUUGAGUUUAUGGCUCUAUUGGCGCUGGUGUUUCAUGGGAGGACCCCUUCACCAUUCCGUUCAUGUAUGCUUUAUUAGCUGGUUAUAACAUUUGUGUCUGUGGAGCUAAUCCUGAAAUGUGACAAUUCAAAUAAAAUCUUUUCUGCAGUACUCUUACAUGUAUGUGGUACUUUUUGUCUGCUUUAUAUAAGCUUGUUUUACCUUUCUGUCUUUGGGCAACUUAUUCUUUGUGUUUGCAUUGACCACUUAUGCAUGAGUUUGAUAUUUUGGCAGGGAACUGUGCCAUUUUAACAUUGUUUUAUAUUUCAUGUUGUUUGUUAACAGGGAUUUACUUCUGAUCAGAUGAGGCUGGUUGAAGACAAUUCAGCUUUAAUUGAGCAUAGGGAGAAAGAAAUACAGUCAAUAGUGCAAUCAAUAUCAGAACUAAAUGAAAUAUUCCGAGACCUUGCUACUAUGAUAGUAGAGCAGGUAACUAAAGAAUGUUAUUUGUCCUUUACAGGGUCCUAAGGGUCAUGGAAAACCUGGAAAGUCAUAAAAUUUUAGAAUUUCAUUUUCCAGGCCUGGAAAGUCUUGUAUUCUAAUUGUCAGUCCUGGAAAGUCAUGGGAUAUUAAAGUUAUGUUUGAUAAAUUAGUUACUACAGAUGUCCAAGCAAGGACAAUGCAAGAUAGAGUCAAGAAAUUAAAAAGCUGAAGUAGCAUGCAUUUUGGUGAAAAACAGAUUUUGUGUUUGUUGAACUUAGUUAGGCCAAAAAAUAACCUGAAAAGGAAAAAUUUUCCAGUGACAGCUUAACACCGGGUCAUGGAAAAGUUGAAAAGUUAUGGAAAAAUUCAUGGAAAGUCAUAGAAUUUGAGGAGCUCAAAAGAGUACUUACCCUGCUUUAAAAAUUUCUUCUUUAUCUAUGAAGCUUCAAGAAUAGUUUUCUGAAAGCUGAAUGUUUGAAUCUUGUUUCUUUUUCAGUGGACCAUGAACUAAAUCACUUCAUUGGAUUGAUCCUUCUUGCUCAUUCUUUCCACAGGGAACUAUUUUGGAUAGAAUAGAUUACAAUGUAGAACAAGCUGCUGUUAAAGUGGAAGAAGGCCUAGAACAACUUAGAAAGGUCAGUACUUGUUGGAAGAGGCAGUGGUAUUUUCAAAGAUCAUUUUUAAGUAUUUGCGCUUUUCUCUCAUUUGUUAAGUUUUAGUCCUUAUCGAAAAGAAAAGAGUUUUUUCUGCAUUCAAUUUUCUGCUCUCUUGGGCCUUUUCCAUUAAAAAAAAGGAAUGGUGUCAUUUCAGAUUAAUUGUUGUAAAUGUUAUUGUUUGACACCAAGAAGUCCCAGGAGGCAAAAACCAGGCCUAAACAAAGAUUUUUCUGUUCAUGCCAAUAAACUCAAAAAGCCAGUUUAAUCCCCAAAAAACCACUACAUGAUUUCUAAACCACGAAGGAUGUUUCCACCUCCCUAUCACCAUAAACCAGAGACCCCUCCCCACUCCUUUGUGCUGGGAUAAGAUUCCCUAGACCAUCUGGAACCUCUGGAAAAUGGUUGGACAUUCUCCCCAGCUGAACUAGAGCAACUAAUUAAAUCAUAUAAUUAUAUAUUUGUCUUGUUUGCAGGGCGAGAAGCACCAGAAAGCAUCUCGGAAGAUGUUAUGUAUAAUAUUUUUAGCUAUUGUUGUAAUAAUAAUGCUUCUAGCUCUGGUAAUAACAAAAGCCAAAUGAUAAGCAAUAUAUUGAUUAUUGAGUAAUAAUCUAUUUAGGUUGUUUCAUAUUAAUUUGUAUAUUUGAUAAGAAAUGAAUUAAAUUAGGAGGAACAUUUUUAUCACUCAAGUUUUUUUAAUGUUAAACUUUAC
This is a messenger RNA of Porites evermanni, 7792 nucleotides long. Lineage: Eukaryota; Metazoa; Cnidaria; Anthozoa; Scleractinia; Poritidae. The record is from the annotation of a GenBank genome assembly.